AGAAUCUUUCCUCUAAAUCCUAGCUCACUCUACAAGCCCUCCCAUCCCUCCGGAAAUCCGUAGACUACAAAUCCCAGGAGUUCUCGGGGACUUAGCUCCGAUUGCACGUGCGCACACAGCUGUCCGCCGCAAAAAGAGAAUCUGGCUGUGUUUACCUCGUUGGGUACCGAGUCGUCGGUUGGCGCGCAACGGGUUCUAGCCUGCUAGCAGAGCGAGGACCCGCGGCCCCACCCCGGCCCGGCCUGGCAGGUAGCAGAGGCAGCAGGCCGUGCCGGGGGGGCAUGUUGCUGUAACCAGUGACCCAGGGGAUGUUACGGUGGACAGUGCACCUGGAGGGCGGGCCCCGCAGGGUGAACCAUGCCGCAGUGGCUGUUGGGCACCGGGUCUACUCCUUCGGGGGUUACUGCUCUGGUGAAGACUAUGAGACACUGCGCCAGAUUGAUGUGCACAUUUUCAAUGCAGUGUCCUUGCGUUGGACAAAGCUGCCCCCGGUGAGACCUACCACCUGCGGCCAGGCUCCUGUGGUACCCUACAUGCGAUAUGGACACUCAACCGUCCUCAUAGAUGACACAGUCUUCCUUUGGGGCGGGCGAAAUGACACCGAAGGGGCCUGCAAUGUGCUCUAUGCCUUUGAUGUCAAUACUCACAAGUGGUCUACACCCCGAGUGUCAGGAGCAGUUCCUGGUGCCCGGGAUGGACAUUCAGCUUGCGUCCUGGGCAAGACCAUGUACAUAUUUGGGGGCUAUGAGCAGCUGGCGGACUGUUUUUCCAAUGACAUUCACAAGCUAGAUACGAAUACCAUGACCUGGACCCUUAUUGGUACAAAGGGCAACCCUGCACGCUGGAGGGACUUCCAUUCAGCCACCAUGUUGGGCAGUCACAUGUAUGUCUUUGGGGGCCGAGCUGACCGCUUUGGGCCAUUCCAUUCUAACAAUGAGAUUUACUGCAACCGCAUUCGCGUCUUUGACACCAGGACAGAGGCCUGGCUAGACUGUCCAUCCACUCCAGUGCUACCUGAAGGGCGCCGAAGCCAUUCAGCCUUUGGUUACAAUGGGGAGCUAUACAUCUUUGGUGGCUAUAAUGCAAGACUGAACCGGCAUUUCCAUGACCUCUGGAAAUUUAACCCCGUGUCCUUCACCUGGAAGAAGAUUGAACCCAAGGGGAAGGGACCCUGCCCCCGCCGGCGCCAGUGUUGCUGUAUUGUUGGUGACAAGAUUGUCCUCUUUGGGGGUACCAGUCCAUCUCCUGAGGAAGGUCUGGGAGAUGAAUUUGACCUCAUAGAUCAUUCUGACUUACACAUUUUGGACUUUAGCCCUAGUCUGAAGACCCUGUGCAAACUGGCCGUGAUUCAGUAUAACUUGGACCAGUCCUGUUUGCCCCAUGACAUCAGGUGGGAGCUGAAUGCCAUGACCACCAACAGCAAUAUCAGUCGCCCCAUCAUCUCCUCCCACGGCUAGGAGGAAGUGUGUCUGCCAUCUCCCCUCCUGAGCCUGCUGUUGUAUUCACUGCCCCUGCCCCAUCUCUCACCUGCCUGCCCCUUUGGACCCAACACUCCAUAUACCUCCACAUGGAGUUGUACUAGAGGUGUUUUCUUUGCUGUGAACUCAGUGGGAAGUUGUGGGGGCAGAGGCCUAGGUCUCUCCCCCUUUGGGGCCAAAGGCCCCUUCCCUUGGUGCUCUGACCCAUCCUCUCCUCUCCAACUGCUCCUGGCCCUCCAUUCUGCCCCAGGCCAGCCAGAUCCUGCUGAGAAGGGAAGGAAAGGGAAUGGGGAGAAGGGAGAAGCUGGCAGCAUCCCAUCUGAGCCUUAGGAGCAUUCCCACACUCCUGUUUCCACCCCCUCUCCUGCUUGAGCCCUGAGCAUUGACUGGGAGCUGAGUGGAGUUGCAGCUGUUGGCUUGAAACCUCCUCCUUCCCCACUUGGGGAGGCAGGGACCAGCAGAUAAUCCCAUCCCUGCCUGAGCUGUUGCUGUAUGUACUCUGAAGCUCAGCCAGCUCAGAUUUUAUAAAAAUUAAUUUAAAACCUCAAAACGUG
Chrysochloris asiatica (Cape golden mole) is the source of this 2032-nucleotide messenger RNA. It is a transcript of the gene KLHDC3, whose product is annotated as kelch domain containing 3. Lineage: Eukaryota; Metazoa; Chordata; Mammalia; Afrosoricida; Chrysochloridae. The transcript is spliced from 11 exons. The coding region runs from base 309 to 1457 and encodes 382 amino acids. Gene Ontology annotation, cellular component: cytoplasm. The record is from RefSeq and is a predicted model, not a curated record. Gene Ontology annotation, molecular function: protein binding; chromatin binding.